Molecule: messenger RNA, 588 nt
Organism: Linum trigynum
Lineage: Eukaryota; Viridiplantae; Streptophyta; Magnoliopsida; Malpighiales; Linaceae
Source: the annotation of a GenBank genome assembly
AUGCAGUUCCAGCAGCAGUACGCUGCUCACCAGGCCGGGUACCACCAGAGGAUGGAUGUUUACGAUGAGAGAUUGGACCAGAUCCAGACCCAGCAGGGACCCGUUUGGAGGACUCCCUGGGAGGACUCUCCACUUCCACCUCCCCCAGCUGAUGGUGAUGAUGGUGCUGAUGGUGAUGACGCCUUCAUGGAUGACAUCGACCUGGAUAAUCUUGGCGACGAAACGGUACAUCUUCCCGUUUGUUUCUCGCUGACUGGUCCACUUCCAGUCCCCCAGCAGUUUCAAUCCGGUAACAUCGUUCCCCUUAUCUCUCCCUCUGCUCCAUUGAGGGCAAUGUCGUGCUUAAGUGUGGGGGGGUGCUUUGUAUCGGUGGAAUAUAUAUUUGGGUGCUUGGAGCCUAGUCCGCUGUCCGAAUAUUACGAUUUGAGGGCUCCAAGACAACCUAUGAUGAGGACUGAGACGUGCAGUAGAAUUGUGGUAUCAGAAUGUGAGAUAGAGUAUAUAGCAUUUAGAGGCUGCCAUCAUGGUGAAGAGAUGUUAGGGAUUGAGAGAAAUAACAUGCGCAUUUUUCGCCUCAAAUUGUCCUGA